UGGGUUCUUGCAGCAUGGACGAUGCUCAGUGUCUUCCUGUCACGUGGUGUCAUCGGGGAACCUCGGCUUGGUUCGGUUGUCAGGACAACGACCUACGGGAUAGUCCGAGGUUAUGUGUACACUCUUUUCGAUGGCAGAGAGGUGGAGAGGUAUCUAGGGGUACCCUUUGCCAAACCACCUGUGGGCGUUAGGCGCUUUGAGCUCCCCGAAGUCCCGACCAAGUGGAGCGGUAUCAAGAACGCAACGACUGUCUCCCCGGCGUGCAUCCAGUCUCUCCUGCACGGCUUCUACAUCAAGUCUCAUGAUCCUAGCUUCGACGACAGACAGAGUGAGGACUGUCUUUACCUCAAUAUUUACGUACCCAGGUUUUCUGAGUGCCCCGCACCUAGGAAUUCCCGGCAACUUUGGACUGCACGAUCAGAUCAUGGCGUUCAAGUGGGUGCAGCAGAACAUUGCCAGCUUUGGAGGUGACCCCGCGAAGGUCACGGUCGAAGGUCACAGUGCAGGGGGCGUGGACGUGGGUCUGCAUAUUUUGUCACCAUUGUCAAAAGGUUUAUUCCGAUCUGCCAUCCUCCAAAGCGGUUCUCCCUUGUCGUACUGGGCGGUGCACCCUCAGACCGACCCGUCAGACACGUCCAAAGGUCCGAUCCACCACCUGGAAGACCUGGGCUGUCACUUCCCGGGUGACCCCCACCGCACUAAGCUCUGCUUACAGCAGCUGGAUUACAAGAAACUGGCCAAAAAGGUGUACUGGACCUGGCUCUCUAUGUUUAUAAGCCGUGGGAAGAUCCGCUCAACGUAACUGCCAAUAUGAUUGCCCUAUCCGACCUAGCGGGAGACGUGACGUUUACAGCCCCGGCAGUCAAGGUCGCCAAUUUUCUGGCCGACCCCAACAGCAACAACGUGUACAUGUACAGCUUUGAGCACUUGUCGGAAAAAUCGGUCUUUCCGCGGUGGAUGGGUGUACCGCACGGCGAGGAUCUGUUCUACCUGUUCGGCUGUCCACUCACCGGACACUCCAAGCGGAACUACACGUCCGCCGACCAGGACGCUAGUCGGGCUUUGAUAGCGUUCUGGUCCAGCUUCGUCAGAGACGGGCGGCCCUCGGCUCCUAACGGAAGUAGCACCACCAGCAUCCAUCCGUACGGCGCCAACCAGAGCUACGUGCGAAUCUUCCACGACCCGUCGUCUGGCGGCGUCCGGUACAAGAACGAGCGGCACUUGCGGGCCAGAUACUCCACCUUCUGGAACUUUCUGGUUCCCGCGCUGGUCGUGCCGCAGGGAGAGCCCGGCCUGAACAACUACGUGGUUGUCACGUGGGUCUUGGUGGGGAUUCUGUGUCUCGUCUUUAUGGUCUGUCUGAUCUUAGUGCUGUGUAUCGUUUAUUAUAAAAAGAAAUUGUCGAAUCGCGCUUACCUCAAGCAGUCGGGAACCGAGGACACGGGGAACAUGCUGUUAUAGAUAAUGUUGCUGACACGUUUAAGAAUUCAAUACUCAACACAUUUAAUAUUAUUAUAAUUACGAUUUGCAAUAAAGCCCCUGAAGGGAAUUUUCUGUGGCCGGGGAAACGAAGCAUGUUAAAAAGCCAAUUUUCCUCCUCCAUCGGCUUGAUUUUUUCAUAACCCCCUCCAUAAUAAUAAUAAUAAGAAGAAGAAAAAGAAGAAGAAGAAGAAGAAGAAGAAGAAGAAGAAGAAG
Molecule: messenger RNA, 1695 nt
Organism: Aplysia californica (California sea hare)
Lineage: Eukaryota; Metazoa; Mollusca; Gastropoda; Aplysiida; Aplysiidae
Product: acetylcholinesterase
Biological process (GO): chemical synaptic transmission; postsynaptic membrane assembly; presynaptic membrane assembly
Cellular component (GO): synapse; cell surface
Molecular function (GO): signaling receptor activity; neurexin family protein binding
Source: RefSeq, a predicted model, not a curated record